This is a messenger RNA of Clavispora lusitaniae ATCC 42720, 885 nucleotides long. Its product is annotated as Smc5-Smc6 complex subunit. Gene Ontology annotation, cellular component: nucleus. Gene Ontology annotation, biological process: DNA repair. NCBI's taxonomy places the organism in Eukaryota, Fungi, Ascomycota, Pichiomycetes, Serinales, Metschnikowiaceae. The record is from RefSeq and is a predicted model, not a curated record.
AUGUCCAAAAGAAGAAGAACAGAAAUUGAAGAUGACGGGGAUUACACAGAAGAAAAUAGAACUCCUUUAGCAGAAGAUUCUGCAACGCGAGAAAGUAGCCCUUCUGCUGAAGACGAGCUAAGAAGUUCAGCUAUCGUGUCCAUCCUAUUACGCAUGGUGAUGACAAGAAGCGCAAGGAAUCAAAAGAUACGAAGAGAACACUUUACUGCUAUUCUCCACAAACACAAUGUGAAAGGAAACACUAAAGCGAUUAUUUCUCAGGUCGAUGCAGAACUCAAAGAAGUGUUCGGGUUAAAACUAGACCAGAGCACCAACGACAUAGUUCUCGUGUCAAACCUCCAAAAAGACACCAAGCUUCUUUUACAGAAGCUUGUUGAGAAUGGAGAUGGCUCCGAAUUCAAAGGAAAUCCCUACGACACAUUUUAUUUCAUGAACAAAGAGAAGAGGAAUGAAACCACAGUUAGUAUGCUGGAUAGUAUCUUUGGAGGAAUCAUCAUGCUCUUAAUUGGUCUCGUCAUCGUGAAUGAAAACAGGAUACGCGAGUCUGAUCUUCUAGAUGGCCUUUCACAAUUUGGCUUUUCCGAAAACUUGAACAUUGUUGUUCCUAAUCUCAAUAAAACGACUCAAGAAGUUUUGACGGAAGCUACGAAAAAGGAGUAUCUUCAAAAGCUUGUUGCACAAGCACACGGUGGAGAACCAGCUAUCGUGAGUUACGCUCUCGGGAAGAGAACGCUACGGGAGUUUGAUGCACAUACGCUUUUAGAGUUUUUGAAUGAAAUCGUGGAGCAAGAGGAACUUAAGCCCAAAUGCAUUGAAACAGUGAAAAGAUGCUUUCCCGAUGACACGUUUGAAAAUUCCGCAUCAGGAAAUAAUGUCCAGUCAUGA